AGGUUUUUCGGGUACCAACCGUCGAUGUCAUCGUCGUUACGUCGGUACCGCUGUGCGACGAGGAUUAUUUCAACAUCGAGGAUCGAUGGAUCAAGAGACUCAAUGAGACCAUGAAGAAGCGUCAAGACACGAAAGCAGAAGAUCUGGAAAAACUCUACGAGACCUUAGAGCGCGCGCGGUCCCCCACGGGCCUUCUCACAGUGAAGAUUGGCGAAAUGGAAAGCGGCCGCUUCAUUGGCAAGGUGAAGCCGGACAAGGAAGUGGAGCGCCUGGCGCGGAAGUUUCGUUUGGACGACCCGGUGGCCUCGCGCUUCACAGAGCUGAUCCACCGGCGGAAGAAGGAUGGAGAGAUUGAUCGCAUGCACAAGGAUCUGAACACCAUCGAGCAACACCUACGACAUUGCAAGCGAGCCAAUGCCCUCGCCACCCUUUUGGUGGGAAAACUCUUGGAGGGCGAAGUGGACGAGCUUCCAGAUCUCACGGAGGCGGAACAGGUCAUGGAAAAGUACCGCUUGGACGAGGAUGCCAAGUCCAAACUGCGCGAGAUCAUCGAAAAACGCGCGGAGGACAAGGAUCAAAUCCUGGCCGCUUCGGCUGAAGCGCAAGGUGGCUUUUGUUGGUUUCAGGUCAUCUGA
Messenger RNA from Cladocopium goreaui, 635 nucleotides. The record is from the annotation of a GenBank genome assembly. Lineage: Eukaryota; Dinophyceae; Suessiales; Symbiodiniaceae.